AUGCCGAUAGUCACAUCACAGAGAAUCCCCUCCAUCAUCAGCUCUGAUGACAUCCCCCCAGGAAUCCCCUCCAUCAUCAGCUCUGAUGACAUCCCCCCAGGAAUCCCCUCCAUCAUCAGCUCUGAUGACGUCCCCCCAGGAAUCCCCUCCAUCAUCAGCUCUGAUGACGUCCCCCCAGGAAUCCCCUCCAUCAUCGGCUCUGAUGACGUCCCCCCAGGAAUCCCCUCCAUCAUCGGCUCUGAUGACGUCCCCCCAGGAAUCCCCUCCAUCAUCAGCUCUGAUGACGUGAAGAACGAAGCUCCUGCCGAGGUGCAGAUCACCGCCGAGCAGCUGCUGAGAGAAGCCAAGGAGAGGGAGCUGGAACUUCUGCCGCCCAAGCAGGAGAUUACCGUCAAGGAGGAGCUCAACGACUCCAAGCUGAGGAAGAAGAAGGCCUUUGAGGACCAACAUCAGGAAGAAUCCAACCGUCAUCAGAUGUCGUCUUUGCUUUUUGCAGAUGACGUUGUCCUGUUGGCUUCAUCGGACCGGGACCUUCAGCAUGUGCUGGGGCGGUUUGAGGCCGAGUGCGACGCAUCAGGGAUGAGAAUCGGCACCUCCAAGACCGAGGCCAUGGUUCUCCAUCGGGAAAGGGUGGCGUGGAGAAGUCCUGCCAUCAGGUGGAGGAGUUCAAGUAUCUCGGGGUCGGUGUUCCGGACCGUCGUGGUGAAGAAGGAGCUGAGUCGAAAGAAUCAUAAAGGAAGACCCAAAAGAUACUGCUGUCGUCAUUGCAAGCAAGUCUUCACCACUUCAUCAAACCUGAAGAUCCAUAAGAGCACUCACACUGGUGAUAAACCAUACAGAUGUGAUCAGUGUGGAGCGGCUUUUGCCCGGCAAGGUCAUUUGACGAGUCACCAACUUAUUCACUCUGGAGACAAGCCUUACAGAUGUGAUCAGUGUGGAGCGGCUUUUGCCCGGCAAGGUGAUUUGACGAGUCACCAACGUAUUCACACUGGAGACAAGCCCUACAGGUGUGAUCAGUGUGGUGCGGCUUUUACCCAGCGAGGUCAUUUGACGAGUCACCAACGUAUUCACACUGGAGACAAGCCUUACAGAUGUGAUCAGUGUGGAGCGGCUUUUGCCCAGCAAGCUCAUUUGACGAGUCACCAACGUAUUCACACUGGGGAAAAGCCUUACAGGUGUGAUCAGUGUGGAGUUGCUUUUGUCCAGCAAAGUGAUCUAAAGCGACAUCAACGUAUUCAUACUGGAGACAAGCCUUACAGGUGUGAUCAGUGUGGAGCGGCUUUUACCCAUAAAAGUCACCUAACGAGUCACCAACGUAUUCACACUGGAGACAAGCCUUACAGAUGCGAUCAGUGUGGAUCGGCUUUUGCCCGGCCAGAUCAUUUGACGACUCACAAGCGUAUUCACACUGGAGACAAGCCUUACAGAUGCGAUCAGUGUGAGGCGGCUUUUGCCCAGCAAAGUGCUCUAACGAGUCACCAACGUAUUCACACUGGAGACAAGCCUUACAGGUGUGAUCAGUGUGGAGUGGCUUUUGCCCGGCAUGAUCAAUUGACGAGACAUCAACGUAUUCACACUGGAUAAAAAUUGUACAUUUGUGAUUAUUGCUGAUAUCAUUUAUUUUGAGAGUUCAGUUAACAUGCACCAAUUAAGUUAAUUUAGUUUGAAAGAAAUAAUUGUGGUGGUUUGAUUGUGGGAGAGAUUUUGAAUAUUUUU
Molecule: messenger RNA, 1716 nt
Organism: Cololabis saira (Pacific saury)
Lineage: Eukaryota; Metazoa; Chordata; Actinopteri; Beloniformes; Belonidae
Product: zinc finger protein 260-like
Exons: 6
Coding region: 1-1584 (527 amino acids)
Biological process (GO): regulation of transcription by RNA polymerase II
Cellular component (GO): chromosome
Molecular function (GO): chromatin insulator sequence binding
Source: RefSeq, a predicted model, not a curated record